Salvia splendens (bonfire salvia) is the source of this 1796-nucleotide messenger RNA. RefSeq lists its product as uncharacterized. Bases 717 to 1442 code for a protein of 241 amino acids. Lineage: Eukaryota; Viridiplantae; Streptophyta; Magnoliopsida; Lamiales; Lamiaceae. The record is from RefSeq and is a predicted model, not a curated record. The transcript is spliced from 10 exons.
UCUUUCAGAAUCCAAAAACCGCUACAUUAACCUCCCGAAAAGGGCGAAAAAGAAUAAUCUUCAACUUUCUAUGUGUUUCCCAGUAAUCCACAAAAAUUGCGGAGUUUGAUAUUUGUUCAAUCCGUAUCAAUUUUUUUAUAUUCGUGAAUUCAGCGUGCUAGCUAUAAUAUCCUCAUUUCCGUUCUAAUAAGUUCUAGUAGUCUUUUUCGAAUUUGGUUUCUUGAUAUUUUUGUGCUUGCUAAGAUUCCACUUUGCCGAAAAUGUGAAACAGAUAAUAAGAUAUUAUCUUGAUAAUAAAUCUCGAUUCACUUCACUGGAGUCGUGUAAUUAUUCCCUGAGCUUAAAGUUCGAUAUGAAUAAGUCUUUCGGGGGAGAAAAAUUAUCCUGGGUUGAUGCCACUGUUUUCCCAGGGAAAGUUUAUCUUUUGAGGGAAUUUUGGUGUGGAAUUGAUAGUCAAGAAAAUAUACCCAAAUAUCUCUUUCUGUGUCAUUUUUCUGAGUUCUUUUGUAUAGAAGGUUUACAUGAGUUUUGCUCUCUUAUUAUUCUUGCUCUAUCAAGUGUCUUACUCAUGUAAAUUGGAUGAUGUGUUCAUCUCUUGGACAAGCAAUAUCAAUUUUCAGCCAAUUAGAUAGAAUGUACUACGAUUCAUUGAUCAACUUCAUUUUGUACCUAUUGAGUUCACAUUCAAAUCAUGCUAAGUUGCGAGUUUUAGAACCAUGAAGGAUAUCAGCGGAGAUACUUCAAGAAAUCUAAAUGAAGAACAUCAAGAAGUUCAUUGCUCAAGAGAGAGGAGUCGAGCCGCCUGGAAGAUCAUAGAGGAGUAUCUUAUGCCUUUUGUGGAGAAAGAGAAAUAUCAACUUUCAAGCAGAUGCAGGCUUCAUCCAGGCAGUGAUUUGUUCAGGGACCAGGAGGAGCAUAAGAUUCAUGUUGACGUGAAUGAAUGGCGAUGUGGCUAUUGUAAGAAAAUCUUCCGAGCAGAAAAUUUUUUGGAUCAGCAUUUUGACAACAGGCACUACAAUCUUCUAAAUGUUAGUCAUGGCAAGUGCUUGGCAGAUCUAUGUGGAGCUUUGCAUUGUGAUUAUGUGAUCAAUUCACAAUCUCAUAAAUCCAAGUGUAAUCCAGCAGCUGCUGCAAGGAACCGUCACUUGUGUGAGAAUCUUGCAAACAAGUGUUUUCCUGUAAAUGAGGGUCCAUCAGCAAGUCGUCUACAUGAAUUUUUUUUACACCAGUUCUGUGAUGCCCAUACUUGCUCAAGAGGAGUAAAACCUUUUGCUCGGGGAGGCAAGAAGCACACCAGCAUAUUGCACUUGGCUGCUUCAGUGCUGAUUUUGAUGUUCCUUCCUAUAUUUUACGUAAUCGUGUUCUUUUCUCAGAGGGAUAAAAAAGGAUUGACGCAGCUGAAGCGCGUAGCAAGGCCUGGGAGAAAAUCAAAACCCUCUUGAUGGCAAUUAACUUUCUCUACUCUUGCAACAUAGGAGCUGAGCUGACUGUUUGAUACCCCCAGAAAAGGGUGAUGAUGUGUGAAGGAUUAUUGGCAUCAUUCAUUGUGACAGAAAAGAAAUGAGCAGAGUGCAGAAUCUUCAGUUGAGAUGUGUUCACCAAGAAUGCAAAGACUUCUCGUGGAGAUGGAACGAUGGAAAAUUAAAUGUUACUUUUCUUUUUGUAUUAUUGUUCUUUUCAAAUUGUUGUAACACUCCAUUCACUUGUAGACUAGAUAAAAUAUCUAGGGCCCUGUAUAAUGUUUUUGAUUGUAUUUUGUAUAUCAAGCGUACAAAACCCACAGAUUUUUUGUUUCU